AUGGGUCUCGCAGGGCCGAAGAAUCGCACGAAAAUCUCGGCGGACCCGAACAACACCCACUGGAGCAAGUCGACCGAUCGCUUCGGCCACAAGAUCCUCCUCAAGCAGGGCUGGUCCCCUGGUUCUUUCCUCGGCGCCAAAGAUGCAAAGCAUGCCGCGCACUACACGGCCGCCAACGCCUCUCACAUCAGGGUUGCCGUGAAGGACGAUACCCUCGGUCUGGGCGCGAAGCGAGGAAAGGCGGAAAACGACACCUUCGGCUUGAGCGCACUCCAGGGUCUGCUUGGCCGGCUGAACGGCAAGAGCGACGGAGAGCUUAAGAAGGAGGAGUCCGCUCACCGCGAUCUGAAGCUUCAAGUCUACACCAACCAGCGCUGGGGUGGCAUCCGCUUCGUCAGCGGCGGUCUGCUGGUGGGUGACAAGAUCGAGAACCUGGUCACCCAGGACAUUGCCGCAAAGCAGCCUGUUGCCGAGGCCGGGCAGCCCGAGACUCGGCCGGCCGAGAAGAAGCGGAAACGGCCUGAGCAUGACGAAAGCGAGUCGGUGCUGAAGGAGAAGAAGAGAAAAGAAUCGGAUUCGAGCUGCCAAGAUGACAACGAAACUCGGGCCAAGAAGAAAUCCAAGUCGAGAAAAUCUAAGAAACCCGAAGCCGAGGUACCCUCUACCAACACCGCUGACUUGACCUCUGCAUCGGCUGGUGGGAAGGAAUCCGGAGAGAAGCCAGACAAGAUGACACGGAAGGAGGCCAAGAAGGCUCGCAAGCUUGAACGACUGGCCAGGAAGGGGGCGAAGGAAUCGAAGAAGAGGAAACAGAAGAAGGAGAAGAAGGCCGAGUCAAGCAGUGACAGCUCAUCUUCGGAAGACGACACCACUACUUCGGUGACUACUUCGGCCCCAGCAUCCGGGACCAGCACACCUACCGCGGGUUUUGCUGGAGGCCGUCUUGCAGUCCGGCAGCGGUAUAUCGCCCAGAAGAAAAGGGCAUCGAUGGACCCACAGGCACUGAAGGAGAUUUUUAUGAUCAAGGCGGAGGCAUAG
Diplodia corticola is the source of this 1038-nucleotide messenger RNA. Its product is annotated as g-patch domain-containing protein. NCBI's taxonomy places the organism in Eukaryota, Fungi, Ascomycota, Dothideomycetes, Botryosphaeriales, Botryosphaeriaceae. The record is from RefSeq and is a predicted model, not a curated record. Bases 1 to 1038 code for a protein of 345 amino acids. Gene Ontology annotation, molecular function: nucleic acid binding. The transcript is spliced from 2 exons.